AUUCGAUCCAACAUGGCCGACGAAGAUUUAGCAUUAGCAUUGUCACUUCAAGACGAAUUUUUAAGAAAUGAUGGUGAAAUAUCAACAGCAACAACCAGUGUGAAAAGAAAAUUAGAGCCAUCGUCCAUCGUGGACGAUUGCUGGGAAACGAUAGACCCAACACCGGAUAUUAGAGAGCUAUUUCUACAGUAUAACGACACGUAUUUUCAAGGGAAGCUUUCAUGUUGUGAAGUAAAGUGGGCCCCGCGAAUGACUUUAUGCGCCGGAGUUUGCUGUUAUGAAGGCCGUGGGGGGUUGUGCUCCAUCAAACUUAGCAUGCCCCUAUUGAAACUACGACCCAGGAAAGAUCUCGUUCAAACGUUACUUCAUGAAAUGAUACAUGCAUAUCUCUUCGUUACAAACAACAACAAGGACCAUAAUGCUCAUGGACCAGAAUUUCAUAAGCAUAUGUAUAGAAUUAACAAACAGAGUGGCGCCAACAUCACGGUUUACCACAAUUUCCAUGAUGAGGUUAACAUCUACCGACAGCAUUGGUGGCGCUGUGAUGGGCUCUGUCAGAAUCGGCCACCAUACUACGGUAUGGUGCGUCGAGCAAUGAACAGAGCACCAUCACAGCAUGACUCAUGGUGGUCCGACCACCAGCGAACAUGUGGUGGGACAUACCACAAGGUCCGUGAGCCAGAGGACUAUGGAAAGAAAAAACCGAAAACAAAAAAAGAAGAUGGUAAAAAGAAAAUUAAUGGAGAUUCCCAAACAAAAGGGAUGCCAAAAAUUUAUGAUCUCUGGAAGAAGACUGGUGGUGGAGAAAGUGGAAUAAGUAUUGGAGAAACAUCCUCAUCGACGAAGGGAGAUAUUAAUCAGGCAACGAGCAGCACAACAGGAAUAAACAAGCUUUGGAGAGUCGAAAAUGAAGAUGAAUCAAGCAGCGGCAAAGAGAAUGAUGUCCAAAAAAUAAAUAACACUUUUAAACCUUUCACUGGAAAAGGCAAUGUCUUAGGCUCUAAGUCUCAAAGUGACAGCUCAGCAAGCUCCAGCAAGUCAAGAACUACCUUUGGUGCUCCUAAGCAAAGAAAUAAGAUCACUGAAAAUACUCCUAUCCUGCCGAGUACCAAUCAAUCCAAAGCCAUUUCUUUUGAUAUUAAUGAAAAUGAUUUUGUACAGGACAUAAACCUUACCGCAGACGAAAGUUCAGAGACUGUGCUUCCUACUGGUUUGCAAUUUUCAAACAAGGAUGCAAAAUCAAUCAACUUUUGGAGUUCUACUGGAACUGUUAGCAAAAUUGAAAGACAAAAAAAACAUUCGGGAAGCCACAUAACAAUUGUCGAUUCCUUCAAAAAAGUUGGGGAAAAGAAAGUGCCUGUGGUUGUAAUUGCAGAGACGCCACCAAACACAACAACAAAAACGUUUGUACAAUGUCCUGUCUGUCUUGACAAAGUUGAACAAAACAAAAUAAAUACACACUUAGACACUUGUUUGUAGCCAUAGCAAAAUUCACAAAUUGCAAAUUACCAUAAUUAACAAGUUAACAGUGGCGUAGCCAGCCUGGCGACCGUUAGUUAGAAUUUAUUAUAUUUAUUAUUAUUUUAAUAUAAUAUUAUAAUUAUUUUUAAUUUCAAUAUAGAGAGAAGAUAUCUUAAUAAUUGUAU
Molecule: messenger RNA, 1646 nt
Organism: Dendronephthya gigantea
Lineage: Eukaryota; Metazoa; Cnidaria; Anthozoa; Malacalcyonacea; Nephtheidae
Product: sprT-like domain-containing protein Spartan
Exons: 6
Coding region: 13-1479 (488 amino acids)
Biological process (GO): DNA repair
Cellular component (GO): nucleus
Molecular function (GO): polyubiquitin modification-dependent protein binding; single-stranded DNA binding; metalloendopeptidase activity
Source: RefSeq, a predicted model, not a curated record